AUGCUAAAUAUUAAGAAGAAAAACUUGAGAGCUCGGCAAGGAACACAGCGAUGGAGAAAGAACAUCAUAGUAGAGAUGGGUGAAUUCGAAAAUAUAGAUUUUACAUAAAAUGAUGCUAAGCCUGUGGAUUUUUAAGUUGAUGCUUAGCCAGUCAAUAUUUAUGAAAAUAAGGAGAGAUUUAAGAAAAAACCAAUAGAUCCCAAGAAUUAGUCCUAAUAGGAAAAAAUAACCAUCUAAAAUAUGGCAGAAUAAUAGAAAAAGCUAUAAUAAAUACAAUAGCAGAAUGAAAUUUAAGAUCUAUGGUCAGAGGAAGGAAAUUAAAAGAAAGUGUUAGGAACCGAAGUGAAGGCUGUUGUAACCCCUCAUCCAGGAUAAUCAUAUAAUCCUUAAUUAAAAGAUUAUAAUGAAUUGUUGGAUGAUGUAGUAAAAAAAGAAAUUAGAUCUCAUCAGAGAUUAUAAAAUGAAGAGACAGAAGCAGAGAAAGCCUAAAAGUUGACACAAAGAGAGCGAGAGAAAAAGAAAUAGAAAAAGAUGAGCAAGAUUUAAAAAAUUCAUGGAAAAGAAGUGGUUGAUAGGUUAAUUGAAAAACAAAAAAAUCAUGAACUCUUAUUAGUCAAAAAAAUUAAGAAAGAACUUAAUGCUGAGGCUAAGUUGAGAUAACAAAAAAGGAAAUAGAAGAGAAAAGAGAAAAGACUAUUAGAAAGAGCAAGAAAACUGUCAGGGAGAAACUUGGUGCCAAUAAAAGUAGGAAAUAAAAAAGUGGAAGUAACUUAAGAUGAAUUUGUAUUAGAUGACUAAUUGAAGAGUCACUUGAGACAUGUUACUCAAGGAGAUUUAUUGGUGAAGAGUGAAUUUGAUGGUUUUGUUAGAAGAGGAUUGAUUGAACCUAAAUCAAAAUCAAAUAAAUUAUCAAAGGCCAAAGUUCCCUUAUUUAAGAUUAAAGAAAAAUGA
Molecule: messenger RNA, 951 nt
Organism: Paramecium tetraurelia
Lineage: Eukaryota; Ciliophora; Oligohymenophorea; Peniculida; Parameciidae
Exons: 3
Biological process (GO): ribosomal large subunit assembly; rRNA processing
Cellular component (GO): nucleolus
Molecular function (GO): 5S rRNA binding
Source: RefSeq, a predicted model, not a curated record